CACUACCAACUUUCCACAUGGUGCAUGAUGGAUAACUGCACAAGGCUCUACCUUUCGAUUUGACCAACAAUGCCCGCGGACCGGAGCCUCAAGUAGCGCGUUUUUUCUUAUAUGCUGAUGAAAUGGCAUAUCGAAUCUUAAAUGGGGUGAAUCUAUUCCCCGUGCCCUUGAAACCGGAGAGGCCAGAGGGUGAAUAUAUAUUCCCGUUCCCCAUCUUUUCUCUUUCAUGGAAGCACCCGGAUUCCUUCUGCACCUCCUAUCUUUUUAACCCUAGUUAUUCGUUUAUGGAUAUAUUCCCCGGAUAACAAUGUCUCUCACACAACUUCGACCAGACGGGCCUCCUGAGAAGGCCAGCCAACCCUCAUUCACCGCUAAUGACUUGACAACCGAGAUUACCGUGUCGUCGCUUUCUUCUGUUUCGCAAAAAAGCGUACCCAAACACACCGUAUCUCAUGACGAAGCGACACUAGUACAGGGAAAUGCAGGUACGGAUGGGCCUCGCAUCAUCCUUACAGAACAGAGCUCUCCAGAGCUCCUUGCAUCCGCGUGGCCUUGGUGGCUGAAAUGGACGACCUUGAUCUGCACCUUUCUGGUCCAAAUUUCUAUGAACUUAAAUGCCUCCCUGUACGCAAACGCGCAAAGCGGCAUUCGCAAGGAAUUCGGUGUCAGUCAGAUAGCCGCUGUCAGUGGCUCUGCUGUAUUCUUGGUCACGUACGCGUUUGGAUGUGAACUUUGGGCACCCUGGUCAGAAGAAUUUGGGAGAAAGCCGGUUCUUCAAUUCUCGCUUCUUCUCGUCAACCUCAUGUGUCUCCCUGUCGCCCUCGCUAGGCGCUCUGGAAAAUUCCAUGAUAUCCUUAUUGGGCGUGCUUUUGGUGGCCUCUUUUCCGCCGGCGGAAGUGUGACCCUUGGAGUUGUUGCCGAUAUGUACACUAUACGUCGCCAAGAAUACCCUCUUGCUUUCAUUGUCCUUUCUUCCGUUGGUGGUUCUAUCAUCGGACCUAUCAUUGGUGGAUUCCUCGAAACGUAUCUCGACUGGACAUGGUGUAUUUGGGUUCAACUCAUUGUCGGAGGUUCUGUUCAGCUGUUACACCUGUGUCUUGUGCCAGAAACCCGAUCUCCUAUUCUCCUUAACUUCCAUGCAGCGAAGCUACGCAAAAAUAAGCAGAAGGAAACCGGCGAAACGAUUAAUGUCUAUGGCCCCCAGGAAGGUAGGACUUGUAGGGAGAUUCUAGUUCCGAAGGAUCUUUUGAAAUUGUGGAUGCGGCCUUUCCGUAUGUUCGCUACUGAAAGGAUCGUGAUGGUACUAUCGACUCUCUCUGGAUUCAGCGACGCCUUGAUAUUUAUGCAAAUUCAAUCUCUUGGUCUCGUCUUCCAAAUCUGGGAUUUUACUAUCAUCCAAAUUGGACUUGCGUUCAUUUCCAUUGGCAUCGGUUACUUGAUCGGCUAUUUGCUUUUUAUCCCUAUCAUCAGUCGUAACCGAGCACUAAGGGCAAAGAAUCCUCACAGCGAGUACGCCCAAUACGAAUCAAGAUUAUGGUGGCUAUUGUUCACUGCACCACUACUUCCUAUCGGGUUGUUGAUAUUUGCUUGGACAAGUACCCCUGGAUCACACUGGAGUGGCCCGAUGUUUGGCUGCAUACUCAUCGGUAUCGCUAACUACACAAUUUACAUGACCACCAUCGACUAUAUGGUGGCCGCCUACGGCCCUUAUUCGGCAUCUGCAACUGGAGGCAACGGCUUCGCUCGUGACUUUCUGGCUGGUGCCUUGACGUGGGGCGCCGAGCCUUAUUACAACGCGUUUUCGGGUCCUUAUCGCCUUCAAAUAGCGAACACUGUCCUAGCUUGUAUCAGCUUAAUCCUUGUGGCGGCGACUUAUUUCGUCUACUUCAAUGGCGCGACCAUGCGCAAGAAUUCGCCUUUCGCCCAAUCUCUUGCCCACGACAUAGGCGACGCCGAUGCGGGGCCUUCCACAACUAUCUAGAUGGUCGUCUAUGACAGGGAGGUCUAAGGUCCACCCACAUACUCGUCUUGAUUGGGAGUAUCUUCAGUAGAGCUACGGGAAGGUAUCCUACAUGUACCACAUCAAUCAUCGAUCUUAUUGCUUUAUUGGUGUCAGCUCGAUAUACUGGUUAUGAUGGUGUAGGCGCAAUCCUUGGAAACUAGACGUCAACGUAGCCGCAAUUCAGAUACUAAGUAGG
This is a messenger RNA of Annulohypoxylon maeteangense, 2198 nucleotides long. RefSeq names its product major facilitator superfamily domain-containing protein. NCBI's taxonomy places the organism in Eukaryota, Fungi, Ascomycota, Sordariomycetes, Xylariales, Hypoxylaceae. Gene Ontology annotation, molecular function: transmembrane transporter activity. The transcript has 5 exons. Bases 308 to 1981 code for a protein of 557 amino acids. The record is from RefSeq and is a predicted model, not a curated record. Gene Ontology annotation, biological process: transmembrane transport.